Messenger RNA from Rhagoletis zephyria (snowberry fruit fly), 786 nucleotides. RefSeq names its product pupal cuticle protein Edg-78E-like. Gene Ontology annotation, cellular component: chitin-based extracellular matrix. Gene Ontology annotation, molecular function: structural constituent of chitin-based larval cuticle. The record is from RefSeq and is a predicted model, not a curated record. NCBI's taxonomy places the organism in Eukaryota, Metazoa, Arthropoda, Insecta, Diptera, Tephritidae.
AUAAAAGCAUCAGUGGACACUUGGACACUUACGCAUUCACGUGUGCUCACUCGAGGCAGAAAGAAGCAUUCAAUUCAGCAACAAAUAACACCGGACAACAACAACGCAAUGUAUAAAACAACCACCACAUCACCACUCGCAAUCGCACUCAUCUUUGCCAUUGUACUUUGCAGCUGCCACAAUUUCGUAGAAGCGCGUCCUGAUCAAUAUGAUGCCGCUGCAGAGACGCGUAAUUUCAAGAGCGAAGUGAAAGAGGAUGGCAGCUAUCAGUAUCAGUAUGAAACGUCGAAUGGCAUUGCUGCUGGCGAAUCGGGUGUUGGCGGUUAUUAUGCAAGUGGCUCGGCCGCCUAUUAUGCGCCAGAUGGACAACUCAUUCAACUGAGCUAUACUGCCGAUGAGAAUGGCUUCCAUCCGGCUGGCGAACACUUACCAACGCCACCACCAAUUCCAGAGGCUAUUCUAAAGUCACUUGAAUACAUUCGCACGCAUCCCCAGCAGGAGGAUCGCAAAGGUGCUAGCGGACAGGCUCAACCUUCCUUUCAGUUUAAUAAGAAGUUCUAAGUCAAUUGGCGAAUAAGUUGAAAUGUGGAUCUAUGAAAGAUAUCACUUGCUGUUCGUCGCGUUUUAAUGACCAACGGUUUUUUUUUUGUGUUGAUGAUUUUUGAAAAAAAGCGCCUGUUGUAACUAUGUAUAACUUUAAGCGAAAACUUUAUAAACGUAGAUAAGUUUUCCUCAAGUAAAUCCAAGUAAUGUUUUAAAUUUCUUAAUCUUUAUUCGUUGUUGGUA